GGAGGCGAGGCUGUCCUCAUCUGAUGUCACGUGAGGGCCAAUGAUUCCGCCCUCAUAGCGCAGCCCCGGCCAUGUUAUUUCCCUCUCAAGCUCCCUCCCUUCCUCUCUGUCGCGGUGUCCGCAAGUGCUGCGGGCCAGUUAUCGGCUCUCCGCUUUCUUGACAGGGAGAAAGUUGUCCUUCUAAGAUGCCCCUCUGUUUUUUCCAGUGGCAUGAUUAAAAGUCCCGUGAUCAGAAGGAGACGGCGGUUAUGUUGGGAAAUUGCUUCACUUCUGUACUUCUCAGUUGGCUCAUGACCAAGUUAUCCCUGGGGCAAAUAAGCCAAACUGAUUAAAAUCACUGGACUGUGAGGACGGUUCAACAACUUAUGUAUUUAAUUAUGAUUUACACUGAACAGUAAAGAUCUGGAGAUCAUAAAAGAUCUAUUCUUGAAACAAUGGCAACAAAAUCAUCGCUCCUUAAAGUAAUCCUUUUAGGAGAUGGAGGAGUUGGAAAGAGUUCAAUUAUGAACAGAUAUGUUACUAACAAAUUUGAUACCCAGUUAUUCCAUACAAUAGGUGUAGAAUUCUUAAAUAAAGAUCUGGAAGUGGAUGGACACUUCGUCACAAUGCAGAUAUGGGACACUGCAGGCCAGGAACGGUUUAGGAGCUUGAGGACUCCCUUCUAUCGAGGUUCUGACUGUUGCCUUCUCACUUUCAGUGUAGAUGAUUCUCAAAGCUUCCAAAAUCUGAGCAACUGGAAAAAAGAAUUCAUUUACUAUGCAGAUGUGAAGGAGCCUGAAACAUUUCCUUUUGUGAUACUGGGUAAUAAAGUUGAUAUAACUGAAAGACAAGUAUCUACAGAAGAAGCCGAGGUCUGGUGCAGAAACAAUGGAAACCAUCCUUACUUUGAAACAAGUGCAAAAGAUGCCACUAAUGUUGCAGCAGCUUUUGAGGAAGCUGUCCGAAGAGUUCUUGCUACUGAUGAUAGAUCAGAUCACUUGAUUCAAACAGAUACAAUAAAUCUUCACCGAAAGCCCAAACCUAGUUCAUCAUGCUGUUGACUAUUUAGCUUUAUCUCUUGGUUCAAUAUCAUUCUUAACUUGGAAUAAUAGAACAUAUGAUUCAUUGGAUGACACAUAAUAUAUUAAACUGUAAUAUUUUACUGCUUUAUGUGCUGGCCAGAAGAUUCUCUUCUAUGUGACCUAUUGCUAAAUAAAUGGUAUCUGACAUUUGGGGAAGGUAUUAACUCAAGAAUUCAUUUAAUUUAAAUGUUGUUUGAAUAAUAAAUUAUAUACUAAAACUUGAAAGUUCUAGAAGCACUACUUGGGGACUCAGUUGAGGAAUAGAAAUUUUAUAUCUAUGUGUAUAUUUUGAGGUCACUAAUUCAUGGUUUACUUCACUAAACCUUUUACAUAAAGCAAUAUUAGUAGAUAGUACAUUCUUAUUCACGAUUGCAUCUUUAAUCUAUUUUUUUUAAAUCUGAUUUAAUAUAAACAUUUUAAGGGCUUUUGCUAUUUGCCUAGUGUCACUGAGCUGCCUGUAGAUUUUAAGUUAGAUAAUAAAUCUGCAUAUAUGGA
Messenger RNA from Thamnophis elegans (Western terrestrial garter snake), 1556 nucleotides. RefSeq names its product RAB9A, member RAS oncogene family (gene RAB9A). Gene Ontology annotation, cellular component: late endosome; phagocytic vesicle; lysosome. The transcript is spliced from 4 exons. Gene Ontology annotation, molecular function: GTPase activity; GTP binding. Lineage: Eukaryota; Metazoa; Chordata; Lepidosauria; Squamata; Natricidae. The record is from RefSeq and is a predicted model, not a curated record. The coding region runs from base 435 to 1040 and encodes 201 amino acids. Gene Ontology annotation, biological process: Rab protein signal transduction; retrograde transport, endosome to Golgi.